Musa acuminata AAA Group (dessert banana) is the source of this 525-nucleotide messenger RNA. Its product is annotated as pyridoxal 5'-phosphate synthase PDX1-like 4. Gene Ontology annotation, biological process: pyridoxine biosynthetic process; amino acid metabolic process; pyridoxal 5'-phosphate biosynthetic process. The record is from RefSeq and is a predicted model, not a curated record. Gene Ontology annotation, molecular function: amine-lyase activity. NCBI's taxonomy places the organism in Eukaryota, Viridiplantae, Streptophyta, Magnoliopsida, Zingiberales, Musaceae.
GAGAUUGGCAUCGAGAUUAGAGGGGAAGCUUCCAGACUACGUUUAGUUCAUCGCUUCUAUCGUCGGAAGAGAGAGAGAGAGGGAGAGGGAGAGAGAGAGAGAGAGAGGAGAGCAUUUCGUCGAGCAUGUCGGACAGCGGCGCCGUGAUGGUCUACGGCAACGGCGCAGCCUUGACGGAGCCGAAGAAGUCGUCCACCUUCUCCAUGAAGGUGGGGCUGGCGCAGAUGCUGCGUGGCGGGGUCAUCAUGGACGUGGUACGCCCGGCCCGCGUUGCCGAGGAGGCGGGCGCCUGUGCCGUCAUGGCGCUCGAGCGUGUCCCUGCGGACAUCCGCGCCCAAGGCGGCGUCGUCCCCUGGGCGGUGCCACCGUCGGCCAGGAAUUCUGGGUCCGAAUAGGCUGAUCCAUUCGGCCCAAUUUGGGUCUGUCAAGGGCCUAAUUGCUCUCAGAUUAAGUUAAUGGGAUCACCUUCCAUUUCUAACUUAAUCUACAUGCUAACUAUGAUAUUUCUUAAGACAUUUACGGCAA